AUGGAGGCGGCUCUCGGAGUGGCGAACUGGUUCCUCGGCGAAGUCCUCAACAAGCUCUCCGACGACUUGGUGAAAGCCUACGUGUCCAGCACCGAGCUCGGCCUCAGUCUUGACGAGAUCGAAAGCAAGAUGGUGUACACUAGAGGGCUGCUGGACGAGGGGCUGCUUGAGAAGCUCGGCAAGAAGGCCGACGAGGCUGAGGAUGCUCUGGACGAGCUCCACUACUUCAUGAUCCAGGACAAGCUGGUCGGGACUCAAGAUGCCACUCCGGACUUUGGCGAUGGCCUCGCCGCUCAUGCUCAGCAUGCCCGCCAUGCUGCUCGCCACACUUCUGGUAACUGGCUUUCAUGCUUCUCUUGUUGCCGUUCACAUGAUGAUGUUGCCGCCGCUGCCCAUAACACUCAUAGCACAAGCAAUGCCAUGGAUCUUGAUGGUGACCAUAUUGGAAAUUUGCCAUUUGACCGGGUGGCCAUCAAAAUCGAGAUGUUUCAAUAA
Molecule: messenger RNA, 495 nt
Organism: Miscanthus lutarioriparius
Lineage: Eukaryota; Viridiplantae; Streptophyta; Magnoliopsida; Poales; Poaceae
Source: the annotation of a GenBank genome assembly